Molecule: messenger RNA, 1361 nt
Organism: Sphaerulina musiva SO2202
Lineage: Eukaryota; Fungi; Ascomycota; Dothideomycetes; Mycosphaerellales; Mycosphaerellaceae
Exons: 1
Coding region: 6-992 (328 amino acids)
Source: RefSeq, a predicted model, not a curated record
CUCCAAUGGCCAAGAGGGAUGCUAUUGCUCAAGAGACAGUAAUUGUCGGCAGGGACGCCAAUGCUCAAGAGUCGGCAAUCAAGGUUAUUCCUAGGGACGCCAAUGCUCAGCAGGCAAAUCCGCCCCCUACUCCAAUGGCCAAGAGGGAUGCUAUUGCUCAGGCCGUAACAACACCAAUUGUUGGAUCCAGCGUCAUUGUCGGCAGGGACGCUAUUGCCCAGGCAGUAACAACACCAAUUGUUGAAGGAAGCGCUAUUGUCGGCAGGGAGGCUAUUGCUCAGCAAACACCAGGUGGAUCAGCUAUCGCCAAAAGGGACGCCAAUGCUCAGCAAACACCAGGCGGAUCAGCUAUCGCCGAAAGGGAGGCUAUUGCUCAGCAAACACCAGGCGGAUCAGCUAUCGCCAAAAGGGAGGCUAUUAGUGCUCGACACACAGCAGCACCGUGGAUUAUUGAUAGCGCAGGAAAGCCUGUCGUUGCCAGGGAGGCUAUUCCUCAAGGGAAUGGAUCAGUUGUCGCCAGGGAGGCUCAGCCUCAAACCAAUGGAUCAGUUAUCGCCAGGGAGGCUCAACCUCAAACCAAUGGAUCCGUUAUCGCCAGGGAGGCUCAACCUCAAACCAAUGGAUCAGUUAUCGCCAGGGAGGCUCAACCUCAAACCAAUGGAUCAGUUAUCGCUAGGGAGGCUCAGCCUCAAACCAAUGGAUCAGUUAUCGCCAGGGAUGCUCAACCUCAGACCAAUGGAUCAGUUAUGGCUAGGGAGGCUCAACCUCAAACCAACGGAUCAGCUAUGGCCAAGAGGGAGGCGAUUGCUCAAGAAAUGAGCAUGACAACUUCGGUUAUUCCCACGGCGACGAUGAGUGGUGGUUCUGAGACGGGCAGUGCGACGUCGACUGCUGAUAGCAGUAGUGCCGCCGAGAGGUUGGUUGGAAGUGGGGCAGGCUUGGGCCUGAUGAUCGGGACUUUGGCAUGUGUGGUUGGGGCGGUGAUGCUGUGAGCACAAGUCCAGAUCUUGGGUACUGACUUGACUGAUAUUCCAUACCGAAAUGGGCUAGGAGCUAGGAGCAUAGGCGUGCGUGGAGUGUGUGGUGUGUGUGUAUGUGUGGAGUUGCCGGGAUGAUGUGACGAAACAAGUGGAGGCAGUGGGGAGGCUUGGAUGUUGGUGGUCGAUUUUCCUUUUUUGUACCUGAUUUUGAUUGAUUGGAUUGGUUUUGUUGCCAAUUGGCAAAAUAGGUAUAGAGAGGGUCGGUGUUUGUUUCUCUCGUUGAAACACCUGACAGAUGGAGAAGAGGGGUGUAGAUACAUAGCUAUGUAUUUACCUAAGGUAGCUAGCUAGGCACACUGUCGUUUUAGGGCGCCAAUUUGA